Striga asiatica is the source of this 321-nucleotide messenger RNA. The record is from the annotation of a GenBank genome assembly. Lineage: Eukaryota; Viridiplantae; Streptophyta; Magnoliopsida; Lamiales; Orobanchaceae.
AUGGGCUUUGAGAGGAUCGAGCGUGCUGAUCCGCGGCUUCGCCAAGUCUUUAUCACCGGCGACUUCUCGAGCGUGAUGAUGAUUGUGAAGCAGAAGAGGAGGACAAUCAUCACCAGCAGGUACACCCACAUGAGCCACGAAACCCUGAGGCAGAAGCUGAUGAUCAGUCCAGCCAUGGACACGGGGAGCCCGACUAUAGCUGAUGACCGACUGGUCGAGGAACCGCUCGCACUCGGUGUUGGCCUGCCGGAAAAGCCAUGUCCCGCCGCCGAUGAUCGGGAUCGAAUGGACGAGCGUGAUGAUAUUCAGGAGCCCAACUAG